UGGCGGCUGUGUGGAUUCUUGAGUCGCGCCUGUCUUCACAGGAGAUGCAGUUGCGCCAACUUAGUACUGCGUUGGAGCAGCUGCAGAGGGAAUGUGAGGACGUGCUUGGCGGUCCGGAACUGCAUUUCCUCAGAGAGGAGAAUGAGAAGCUCAAAUACCGGCGGCUGCAUCUGGAGCGCAGCCUUCGGGCCGAGCUGGGGAAGGGAACGGCCGGUAGCUGGUCAUCGCCGCAGGAGAGAGGGUCCGAAGCCCAGGUUACUUAUGAUCCUAAUAAUUUCAGGUCAGUUCUGGAGGGUCAACAAACUGAAGGAGCAAGAAUUGUUUUUCUUCCAUGAGCUCAGCCCUGGGAGCUGUUUCUUUCUGCCAAGAGGAGCUUUUAUUUACAACACGCUAACAGCAUUUAUACAGGAGGAGUAUCAUAGACGUGGAUUCACUGAAGUGAUCUCUCCAAAUAUCUACAGCAGUCGGCUGUGGGAAGUGUCUGGCCACUGGCAGCACUACCGUGAGAACAUGUUUAGCUUUGAGGUGGAGAAGGAGGUAUUUGCACUGAAACCCAUGAAUUGCCCCGGUCAUUGGUAUGUGUUAAACACUUGGGCUACUAUUAGAAUAUUACAAAUUUGUCUGCUUUUUGGAAGAGAUGUUCAGAGGUUAGUUUGUAAUGAACAUAAGUCAUGGUGAGGCAGUCUUUGUUGUUGUUCUAAUGUCCUUGGAGUCAAGCAGAUACUGUGGAUCUAUGUACACCUGUUGAGGCUGGGUGCUGACUGCAAAGGAUGAGGAGCUAUAUGUCUAGAUUUAGAUUUAUUAUCACAUGUAUUUAAAAAUACUGUGAAAAGUGUCUUUUGCGUGUUGUACAUAGUGUUGCCAUGUUUCGGUGCUAACUUGAGUCACAAUAUAAUGCAAGAUUUUACUUUCUGUCUUCAUCUUGUUCCUCCUCUGCUGCUCCUCCAGUUGUUGCUUGACAUCAGCUGGGGUCUCUGUAAUGGGCUCUGGGGUCUUCGUUAUGGGCCUCCGCCUAUGCCACAAUUGUGACUGCCAUGUCUGAGCUGGGGCCAUGGGCGCAGGUUACGUACCUUCUGUUCCCCAGCCGAUGCUCCUCCAGAUGCUGCACCAGUCAUUGAUCAGCGGAGUCCUCCGCCAGCACUUCUGCUCUUUCUGGCAGCUGGGCCAGCUGCAGACCUGGAGCCUCGGCUCAGCCUGUGAGUUUGCACUGGGAGAGUCAGCCUGGGACCUCCUCGCUUGCCAGGUGACCCUGGGCUGGAAUGGAGCUAUGUCCGGUUCAUCCUAGCAUUGCUGUCACUGCCACUGGAUGCCGCCUCCUUCACCGGUCACUCUCCAGUUUUUAAAGAGAAAGAGCAAAAGCAAAAAAAUAAAAGAAAGCAGAUGGGAGCGGACAAGCCCCAGGCUCAGCGCUGCUACUCUGCCGCCAUCUUGGAGUUGAAGGGAUGAGGUGUUAUGAACCAGAUCAGGCCCCCUCAAAAAUAUUUUAAAAUGGCAGACCCGACUUUAAGCAAAACACAGUGUAGUUCAUUUAAACAGUGUAGUUAAAGUACAACUAAAGAAGGAAUUUAGAAUAACUUCGCAGAUGGGAAACUUAACAGAAUAAUAGAUAGAGAAACUAUUCCUCAUUAACUGUUCCAAUAUUAGUAACACCAUUCGCAAAAAAGAAAAUUCAGGCACAGAUUCUCACAUGCAGUUUUCCAAUCCAGAAAGGAACAAAGCUUCAAGAGAAGAUUCAGAGAGAGUAGCAGCCAAGAGACAUUCACUAAAGCUGCCAACUCUUUUGAGACCCCAAUAUGUUCUGAUGUUACUGAAAAAAAACCAAAACCCAGAAAGCUGGAUCUGAGAGAGCUGGCUGCACCCAUUCAGGCUGUUUUAAAAAAAAAAAAACUCAAGUCAUCUUUAGCCAGUUCAGAGCCUCUGCCAUACAUCCUCUCUUCAAAACAAAAUAACCUGAUGACAGCAUCGUCACACUUCCGCCCCUUUAAAAAAGAAUCCUCCAUAUGCGAAGAUGGCUUCAUUUUUAAAACCCUUAGUCUUGCUGGAUGAGUACACUACAAUACAUGUACAUUAUAUUGACUGUAAGCGUGCAAACAUUCACUGCUAUAAUCUAUUUCAUCCCUUUACUCCCGCCACCCAACGGCUCCAUUUUUCUUCAUUAAAGCCAUAACAAUACUUUGGCGGUUACGUUUCUCAUCCUGCCACAUGUAUAAUUUUCACAUUGAAUGGCUGCAAUAAUAAACUCCAUAUAAACAGUC
Rhincodon typus (whale shark) is the source of this 2255-nucleotide messenger RNA. Its product is annotated as threonine--tRNA ligase 2, cytoplasmic-like. NCBI's taxonomy places the organism in Eukaryota, Metazoa, Chordata, Chondrichthyes, Orectolobiformes, Rhincodontidae. The record is from RefSeq and is a predicted model, not a curated record. The transcript is spliced from 4 exons. Gene Ontology annotation, biological process: threonyl-tRNA aminoacylation. Bases 142 to 678 code for a protein of 178 amino acids. Gene Ontology annotation, molecular function: threonine-tRNA ligase activity.